This is a messenger RNA of Dovyalis caffra, 3321 nucleotides long. The record is from the annotation of a GenBank genome assembly. Lineage: Eukaryota; Viridiplantae; Streptophyta; Magnoliopsida; Malpighiales; Salicaceae.
AUGUCAACAUAUUUCAGAUCAAGUGGAGUAUUUGAAUUGGGACUUGCUGGAAUUUUGCUUGUUACCAUCCUAUUGAUAUGUGCUACAGAGGGGUUGAAUUCUGAGGGGCAGCAUCUCCUAGAGCUGAAGAAUGGCUUCCAUGAUGAAUUCAAUCAUCUGCAGAAUUGGAAGUCCACUGACCAGACACCAUGCAGCUGGACUGGUGUGAAUUGCACGUCAGAUCAUGAGCCUGUAGUCUGGUCUCUUAAUUUGAGCGCAAUGAAUCUUUCUGGGACACUGAGCCCCAGGAUUGGUGGUUUGGUCAACCUAAAAUAUUUCGAUCUUUCUUACAAUGUGAUCACCGGAGAUAUACCGAAAGCAAUUGGAAAUUGUUCGGUGUUGCAAUACCUUUAUUUGAAUAACAAUCAGUUGAGUGGGGAAAUUCCUGCAGAACUGGGUGAGUUGGCUUUUCUUGAACGUCUGAAUAUAUGCAACAACAGGAUAUCUGGUUCACUUCCAGAAGAGUUUGGGAGAUUGUCUUCAUUGGUCGAGUUUGUGGCUUAUACCAACAAGCUGACUGGCCCAUUGCCUCGUUCAAUAGGGAAUCUGAAGAAUUUGAAAACGGUCCGUGCAGGGCAGAAUGAAUUUUCCGGUAGUAUUCCUGCUGAAAUAAGUGGAUGUCAGAGCUUGAAAUUGCUUGGUCUUGCCCAAAAUAAAAUAGGAGGGGAGCUGCCAAAGGAGGUUGGGAUGCUUGGGAAAUUAACUGAAUUGAUUUUAUGGGAGAACCAGAUAUCGGGGUUUAUACCGAAGGAGCUAGGGAACUGUACAAACCUUGGGACACUGGCUCUAUAUGCAAAUACUCUUACUGGACCAAUACCAAUGGAAAUUGGGAACCUGAAGUUUCUGAAGAAGCUGUAUCUCUAUCGGAAUGGGUUGAAUGGAACUAUUCCAAGAGAAAUCGGGAAUCUUUCAAUGGCAACAGAGAUUGAUUUCUCAGAGAAUUUUUUGACUGGCGAGAUCCCAUCUGAAUUCAGUAAGAUAAAGGGUCUACUACUUUUGUACCUCUUCCAGAACCAGCUUACAGGUGUCAUACCAAGUGAGCUUAGUAGCUUGAGGAACUUGACUAAGCUGGACCUCUCAAUUAAUGACCUCACUGGUCCUAUUCCUUUUGGGUUUCAAUACUUAACUGAAAUGCUUCAGUUACAGCUUUUUGACAACUCUCUUAGUGGUGACAUUCCUCAGGGGCUUGGACUUCAUAGCCGUCUCUGGGUGGUUGAUUUUUCAGAUAAUGAUCUGACAGGAAGAAUACCUCCUCAUCUUUGCCGACAUUCUAACCUGAUUUUGCUGAAUCUGGAUGCUAACAGGCUUUAUGGAAAUAUCCCAAAUGGGGUCCUGAACUGCCAAACGUUGGUACAGCUUCGUCUUGUUGGAAAUAAGUUUACAGGUGGCUUUCCAUCAGAGUUGUGCAAAUUGGUGAACCUUUCUGCUAUUGAACUGGACCAGAACAGGUUUACUGGUCUGGUUCCACCAGAGAUCGGGAACUGCCAAAGGUUGCAAAGACUUCAUAUUGCAAACAAUUACUUUGCUUCGGAGUUGCCGAAGGAACUAGGUAAUCUGUCUGAACUUGUGACCUUUAAUGUAUCAUCAAAUUUGCUCACUGGAAGGAUUCCACCCGAAGUUGUUAACUGCAAGAUGCUUCAACGACUUGACCUCAGCCACAACAGCUUUUCUAAUGCUUUGCCACAUGAGCUUGGAACUCUUCGUCAACUGGAGCUUCUCAGGCUUUCAGAGAAUAAAUUCUCCGGAAAUAUACCUCCGGCAUUAGGAAAUCUCUCCCAUUUGACUGAAUUGCAGAUGGGCGGCAACUCAUUUUCUGGUCAAAUUCCUCCAGCUUUGGGUUCGCUUUCAAGCUUGCAGAUUGCAUUGAAUCUCAGUUAUAAUAAUCUUAGUGGCAGCAUACCUCCAGAGCUUGGUAAUCUUAAUUUACUGGAAUUUCUCCUGCUCAAUAACAAUCAUUUGACUGGUGAGAUUCCCAAAACAUUUGAAAUUCUGUCGAGUUUACUGGGAUGCAACUUCUCAUACAAUGACCUUACUGGACCUUUGCCUUCCAUACCACUAUUUCAGAACAUGGCUGUCAGUAGCUUUCUUGGAAACAAAGGGCUUUGUGGUGGGCCCCUUGGCUACUGCAGUGGAGAUUCAUCUUCUGGUUCUGUUCCACAAAGAAAUAUGGAUACUCCUCGAGGUAGGAUCAUCACAAUCGUUGCGGCCAAUGUUGGUGGGGUUUCUCUCAUUCUGAUAAUAGUGAUACUAUAUUACAUGAGACGUCCCACCGAGACAGCUCCUUCCAUACAUGAUAAGGAGAAUCCAUCCCCAGAAUCAGAUAUCUACUUUCCUCUAAAGGAGGGAUUCACUUUCCAAGAUUUGGUUGAGGCCACCAACAAUUUUCAUGACAGCUAUGUUGUUGGAAGGGGAGCUUGUGGAACAGUCUAUAAGGCAGUUAUGCCUUCUGGGAAGACCAUUGCAGUGAAAAAGCUUGCAUCUGACAGGGAGGGGAGUAACAUUGAGAAUAGUUUUCGGGCUGAGAUUCUGACUCUUGGAAAGAUCAGGCACCGAAACAUAGUGAAACUUUACGGCUUUUGCUAUCAUGAAGGUUCCAACCUGCUUCUUUAUGAGUACAUGGCUAGGGGUAGCUUGGGAGAGCUGCUUCAUGGGCCCUCAAGUAGCUUGGAAUGGUCAACUCGGUUCAUGGUCGCUCUUGGAGCUGCUGAAGGGCUUGCUUAUUUACAUCAUGACUGCAAACCAAGAAUUAUUCACCGUGAUAUAAAGUCAAAUAAUAUUCUACUUGAUGAUAACUUUGAAGCCCAUGUUGGUGAUUUUGGUUUGGCGAAAGUAAUUGACAUGCCUCAGUCCAAAUCAAUGUCAGCAGUUGCAGGAUCAUAUGGGUAUAUUGCACCUGAGUAUGCCUACACAAUGAAGGUUACAGAAAAAUGUGACAUCUAUAGCUAUGGAGUUGUUCUAUUGGAGUUGCUAACUGGAAAAACUCCUGUACAGCCACUAGAUCAGGGAGGUGAUCUUGUCACUUGGGCAAGACAGUAUGUUCGGGAGCAUGCAUUGACAUCUGGGAUACUUGAUGAACGAUUGGAUCUUGAAGACCAAAGCAUGGUUGCUCACAUGAUUAAUGUCUUGAAAAUUGCUCUACUUUGCACGAGUAUGUCGCCUUUUGAUCGGCCAUCAAUGCGCGAAGUUGUGUUGAUGCUUAUUGAGUCUAAUGAGAGAGAAGGUAACUUUACUCUGUCUUCGAGUUAUGAUUUUCCUCUGAAGGAUGAUGCUUCACAAAAAUAG